AUGUUGACCCCAGGUAUGGUCCCUGUCCUGCCAAAGUUGCUGGAGCAGGGCACGCCCGAACAACGAGCAGAUCGCGACUAUGUUCUCAAGGCCCUGAAGCUCCGUGGCCCCGAGCUGCGGCACGCAGCCGUGGACUUGCGCAAGGACAAGGAGGUGGUCCUGCAGGCGGUGAAGCAGGAUUGGAUAUCCCUUGACUAUGUCCCUGAAGAGUUGCUGAAGGAUCGGGACGUCAUCAUGGCUGGUUUGCAACAAGAUUGGGAGGCCAUCACUUACGCCUCCAAAGAACUCCUCCAUGAGGAAGAGGUGGUGGUUGCUGCUCUCAGUGCAUCCAUCAUGGCACUGCAAUCCAUCCCAGAGGAGAUGUGGCAAGGCUCUUCAGCUCGAAGUGCUAUGCUUGACUCACUGCGCAGAAACCCUGAGCCAUUGAGACAUUGCCCAAAGGCCAUUCACGCAGAUCGUCAGGUCAUGCUGGAGGCUUUGCGUCUUCGACCAAAGUUCCUGGAAUUUUUGGCGCCUGAGCUGGUGGCUGAUCGGGACUUCAUUCUGGCUGCAGUGAAAGGCAACUGGGAAAUCUUGGAGUUUUUGCCCGCGCACUUCACCAACGACCGAGAGGUCAUUGUGGCUGGAGUCUCCCAGAGCAACUCUGCCCUGCGCUUGGCAAGUGAGGAGCUCCGAGGAGAUCGAGAGUUGGUACUGAGCUGUGUGCAAAAGGGUUUUGGCGCUUUGCGCUAUGCAGCCCCGAAGCUUUUGUCAGAUCGUGAGAUCGUGGCCGCUGCGGUGCAGCAAGACGUGCAUUGCCUCCGACAAGCGGACAAGAGCUUGCAGGAUGACAAGGAGCUCAUCCUGAGCGCAGUGAGAGCCAAUGGCAGCGCUCUGCAGUAUGCAUCCCAGAGGCUGCGGAAUGACCAAGAAGUCGUGCUUGAAGCAGUCGGCCAGUCAAGGCACGCCCUGGACUUUGCCUCUGAAGCUCUGCGUGGUGAGCGCCAGGUGGUGCUGAAGGCGGUGAGAGAAAACAAAGGAGCCAUGGCCUAUGCCUCCAAGGACCUACGUUCAGACGUGGAAGUUCUGCGAGCAGCACGAGGGGCAGAGGCUCAAGAGAACAAACGUUGGAUCAGUUCCCGUUGGUGGGGACAGUGA
Molecule: messenger RNA, 1137 nt
Organism: Cladocopium goreaui
Lineage: Eukaryota; Dinophyceae; Suessiales; Symbiodiniaceae
Source: the annotation of a GenBank genome assembly